AUGACUGCACUGAGUAAAAUGAUCCUGUUUCUGAAAAAUGCAUGGUCAAAGGAUCAAAUUAUCGUUCUUUCUUUCGGCAUUGGUUUUAUGACUUUGUUGGGACCCUGGGUCAGUCCCUUAACGAAAUUCAGUGCCAUGAUCAACCAGGCUGCAUCAUAUACAUAUCCAGUUCUGGUUCAGGAUGAUGGCAAUAUGCCAGAUAUUCCCUCCCACUCUUGUGACAAGGAAGGGCCGUCUAAAGAACUUCUGAGAUAG
Lacerta agilis (Sand lizard) is the source of this 255-nucleotide messenger RNA. RefSeq names its product NADH dehydrogenase [ubiquinone] 1 alpha subcomplex subunit 3-like. The transcript has a single exon. The coding region runs from base 1 to 255 and encodes 84 amino acids. Gene Ontology annotation, cellular component: mitochondrial inner membrane. The record is from RefSeq and is a predicted model, not a curated record. NCBI's taxonomy places the organism in Eukaryota, Metazoa, Chordata, Lepidosauria, Squamata, Lacertidae.